Sinocyclocheilus anshuiensis is the source of this 1849-nucleotide messenger RNA. RefSeq names its product tubby-related protein 1-like. Gene Ontology annotation, biological process: protein localization to cilium. Lineage: Eukaryota; Metazoa; Chordata; Actinopteri; Cypriniformes; Cyprinidae. Gene Ontology annotation, cellular component: cilium. The record is from RefSeq and is a predicted model, not a curated record. Gene Ontology annotation, molecular function: actin filament binding.
AUGUAUAUGAGGGUGAAAAGAUAUUUGAAUAUUUUGAGCUCAGUUUGGAACAUUGGUUCUACCGAAGAUGAUGAUGAUGAUGAUGUUGAUGAAGAGACCACUCCUCAGAAGAAGACGAAGAAAAAAACUUCAAAAGAAAGUUCUGAUGGAAAGGAAAAAGACAAGAAGUCCAAAUCAAAAGAUGUCAAAGAGGAUGUAGAUAGUAAAGGUAAAUCUAAAGCCAAGAAAAAGGAACCAGCCUCCAUGUUUCAGAUAAAUGGAGACAAGCCUGAAACCAAGAAUAAAAAGAAAGCUGCCAAAUCUGAGAGUGAAGAUGAGAGCGAACCAGAAACCAAAACCAGCAAGACGAAGAAGAAGAAGAGCAGCUCAAACCCAGCGUCCAUGUUUCAGACAGGAGGGGACAAAGACAAAGACAAGGACAAAAAAACAAAAAAGACCAAAAGUCCUGCUAAAGCAGAAGAGACUGAAGACUCUGACUCAGAAGUGACACAGAAAAAGAAAAAGGGCAAAGGGAAAAAAGGCAAAAAGGAGGAGCGAGCACCUUCUCCUCCCAUCGAGUUUGACAAUCUGGAGGAGUUCGUACUUCAGCCUGCACAACAGGGCGUCACGGUAAGGUGCAAAGUGACCCGCGACAAGAGAGGGAUGGACCGAGGCCUUUACCCAACAUACUACCUGCACCUGGACAACGAGAAGAAAGUAUUUUUGUUAGCGGGAAGAAAGAGGAAAAAAAGCACAACCUCAAACUACUUGAUCUCCAUUGACCCGACCGACCUCUCCAGAGGAGGAGAAAACUUCAUUGGGAAGCUGAGGUCAAAUCUGAUGGGAACUAAGUUCACGGUGUUUGAUAAUGCACUGCAUCCGGACAGAGCUCUGCCGGACAUGUCUAACGCAUGGCAGGAAUUAGCAGCUAUUAUCUAUGAAACAAAUGUUUUGGGCAUGAAAGGACCAAGGCGAAUGAUUGUAAUUAUUCCUGGCAUGACCAAAGAUGGAGAACGAGUCCCCAUACGACCACGUAGUGAAAAUGAUGGCCUCCUCAUUAGACAUCAAAACAGAAAUAUGGAAAACGUGAUAGAGCUGCGCAAUAAGACGCCAGUGUGGAAUGAAGAGACGGCGUCACGCGUGUUAAACUUCAACGGCAGAGUCACACAGGCCUCCAUCAAAAAUUUCCAGAUUGUGCAUAACAAAGACCAGGACUACAUUGUGAUGCAGUUUGGGAGAGUAGCAGACGAUGCCUUCACUCUGGACUUCAGGUAUCCUCUGUGUGCCGUACAAGCCUUUGCCAUCGCUCUCUCCAGCUUUGAUGGCAAAAUCGCCUGCGAGUAAAAGCGUAAAGAUGCCCUGCUGGUGUCUUUCUGUGAUUUCGUCACACGCAGCAAAUGGGAAACGUUCUCACUCAGCAUCAGCUCAAUUCACAACGAGACAGAAACCCAUAAAUCUGUCAAAUAAAGCCACCAUUGCUUGUGGGGUUGCAUGAUUUUACAUGCCAUAGAGAGAUCUGAUGGUAAUAUCCGCUUGGGCUAAAAUCAAGGUAAUGGUUGUAGAGUGGGUGAACUGAGAAGGGAGGAAGUGCAUUGAGAUGUUUGAUUUGAGAGUUUGAAAAAUGCAAAUGACCCCUGGUGGUGAGGAGGUCACAUUAGACGUGAUGUGUGUUUGAAACGGGAAAAAGAAACAAUGGAUUGUGUUUUAGUUUUAGGUUUUGCAUACAAUGCAAUUAGGAAAAAUGUGUUUUAAUAUUGUCUGCUUCACAUUUGAAUAAAUUGUUAUCUUAUACUAUGAAUAAAAAAAGCACUUUGUUUAUAGGAAUAGUUCACCCAGAGUUGAAAAUUUGCUGAAAAUGCUCACCUUCAGG